AUGCAAGUCACUUUCGCCCUGUCAAAACUGACAGAGCGAGCAAAUACUUGGGCCUUAGGGCUCAAGCUUCACGACUCAAGCGUGGUUGAGUCGUUGGAGAUCUUGAAGUCUCGGCUUGAAGAGAGGUUCGAGCCGCCGAGAGACGAGUUCAGAGCACGCUCUACAAUCUUGAGGCUAAAGCAAGGUAAGCGUGCCGUGCACGCUUACGCACAGCACCUGCGCUACCUUGCGAGUAGCUUUACGGAGAACCCUGUUGAUGAGCACACGCUCAUCAACGCGUUCAUCUACGGCCUAGGGGAUGGGCCGGUGAAGACCUACAUGUUCCGAGAGGGCUUCCAUACACUGGAAAAGGCGAUAGCGUAUGCGAAACAAGAAUACUUUAGCCUGAGACAGUUUCAGGAUAACUCGUCAAACUAUCGUCCGACGAGACGACAGGAAACUGGAGGUCCCAAUCAAUGGACCUCUGUUACAUCGAGAGCAAGAACUCUCGCUCUCUGA
This is a messenger RNA of Peronospora matthiolae, 498 nucleotides long. The record is from the annotation of a GenBank genome assembly. Lineage: Eukaryota; Oomycota; Peronosporomycetes; Peronosporales; Peronosporaceae.